CAAAUACUUACCCAUCUGCAGGCAAUUAGUGGACUGCUGCAGCUGCUGAUUUGAAACUAAUUCCAAAACUUGUGCAAUUUUUUUGUUUUGCAAAAAUGGUGUUUCAAAUUGUGCGAUGUUCACCUACAUUGGCCCGCAAUGUGCAGCAACUAAGCCGCCGUCAUUGGGCGGUAAAAUCACUAAUCACGAGAAGCUUGGCAUCCGAAUCUUAUCGCACAGAGUCAGACACAUUUGGCGAACUGAAAGUUCCCGCUGACAAGUAUUAUGGCGCCCAGACUAUGCGCUCCAAGAUAAAUUUUCCCAUUGGUGGAUCGACCGAGCGCAUGCCGCAACCGGUUAUUCAAGCCAUGGGUAUUUUGAAAAAAGCCGCCGGUGAGGUGAAUAAGGAGUUUGGCUUAGACGCCAAACUAAGUGAUGCCAUUUCAAAAGCUGCUGACGACGUUAUAUCUGGCAAAUUGUAUGAAGAUCAUUUUCCCUUGGUGAUUUGGCAGACCGGUUCAGGAACACAAAGCAACAUGAACGUGAAUGAGGUGAUCAGCAACCGUGCCAUUGAAUUGUUGGGUGGUGAAUUGGGCUCAAAGACUCCAGUUCAUCCGAAUGAUCACGUGAACAAGUCGCAGAGUUCGAACGAUACCUUCCCCACAGCUAUUCACAUUUCGGUCGCUCUAGAACUGAACAAUAAUCUGAAGCCGGCAAUACAAUUCUUGCACGAUGCUCUUAAAGCUAAAUCGGCUGAAUUCAAGGAUAUCAUUAAAAUUGGACGCACCCACACUAUGGACGCAGUACCGCUGACUUUGGGUCAAGAGUUCAGUGCCUAUGCUCAACAAAUGGCAUAUGCGCUCGAUCGCAUCGAUGCUGUUUUGCCGCGUGUUUAUGAGUUGGCAUUGGGCGGUACUGCUGUUGGUACUGGCCUGAACACGCGUAUUGGUUUUGCGGAGAAAUGUGCAGCGCGCAUUGCUGAACUUACCAAACUCCCCUUCGUAUCAGCUCCCAAUAAGUUUGAAGCGUUAGCAGCUCGCGAUUCUAUGGUGGAGGUGCAUGGUGUUUUGAAUACGAUCGCCGUUAGUCUUAUGAAGAUUGGCAAUGAUAUUCGUUUUCUUGGUUCGGGUCCACGUUGCGGGUUGGGUGAGUUGAUGCUGCCAGAGAACGAGCCGGGCAGUUCGAUUAUGCCUGGCAAGGUCAAUCCAACGCAGUGCGAAUCGCUCACCAUGUUGUCGGCACAAGUGAUGGGCAAUCAUGUAGCGGUCACAAUAGGCGGUUCCAAUGGACAUUUCGAGUUGAACGUUUUCAUGCCGCUGAUUGUCUCGAAUGUUUUGCGUUCCAUACGCUUGCUAUCUGAUGGUUCCCGAACAUUUACCUGCAAUUGCGUUAAUGGUAUACAGGCAAACCGUGAACGUAUUGGAAAAAUCAUGGCUGAAUCAUUGAUGUUGGUCACCGCAUUAAAUCCACACAUCGGCUACGACAAAGCUGCCAAAAUUGCCAAGACUGCACAUAAGAAUGGUACCACAUUAAAAGAGGAGGCCAUCAAAUUAGGCUACCUCACUGCCGAACAAUUUGAGCAAUGGGUUAAACCAGCAGAAAUGUUGGGUCCAAAGUAAAUCCAUUGAUAUUAAAUUGAUAAUUGUUUGUCUACUUAAAUUGAAAUCGAUCAACGCUGUGAAAAGAAAAAACUCAUGAACACAUUACAAAACCAGUUCGGAAAUAAUAAAAAUCUUCUCGAGUUUA
Anastrepha ludens (Mexican fruit fly) is the source of this 1725-nucleotide messenger RNA. Its product is annotated as fumarate hydratase, mitochondrial-like. Gene Ontology annotation, cellular component: mitochondrion; tricarboxylic acid cycle heteromeric enzyme complex. The record is from RefSeq and is a predicted model, not a curated record. Gene Ontology annotation, molecular function: fumarate hydratase activity. The coding region runs from base 96 to 1598 and encodes 500 amino acids. NCBI's taxonomy places the organism in Eukaryota, Metazoa, Arthropoda, Insecta, Diptera, Tephritidae. The transcript has 5 exons. Gene Ontology annotation, biological process: tricarboxylic acid cycle; fumarate metabolic process; malate metabolic process.